CCCUUGCUCAGAUAUGGACGUAUCAUAUAUUGCUAUUAUAUUUACUGUAAUUACAUUACCAGUUUGGACUAAAAAUACAAGUCAUAUUUGUGGAAGGCCAAUCGGCACGGAAUUUUUGUUGGAGAAUGACAGAAUUGUUGCUGGAUACGACGUCGGUUAUUACAGAUAUCCCUGGUACGCUGCUCUCAUUAGAUACAACCAAGUAGCGUGUGGUGCGGCUCUCAUAGGACCCAGGACGGUUAUAAGUGCCGCUCACUGUUAUAAAGAGUUUUUAGACUUAUCCAAGAGAGGCUAUUUAAGACUGGAAUUAGUUUAUACUGUUAAAAUGGGUGUUUACAACAUAUGCAAAACGGAACGCAGUCAGAGGGAGUACAAGAUAGAAAAGGUUCAAAUUCAUGAUUUGUACUACACCAAAAAGCCGUAUUAUGACAUUUCUAUAUUAACCUUAGCAGCCGAAACCAAUGCAUAUAUGCCAAUUUGUCUACCAGAUUUCGUUGUAAGAAAUAAACCCAACGAAGGAACUGUACCCGGACUGGGAACUUUAAAGUAUGCAGGGGCGAUGCCGUGUACAGUCCACGAAGCCAGACUUUUAAUUUACAACGACACAGAGUGUUAUAAUAUGAUUAACAGCACCGGAAAUAACCCCAAAGCUAUUAAAAACGCCUUUUGCGCGGGUUACGAACAAGGCGGAAUUGACACCUGUCAGGGGGAUAGCGGUGGACCGCUACAAGUGGUUAAUUCAAAAGGAGACUAUGUUUUACUAGGAAUUGUCUCAUUUGGCUUCCACUGUGCCGUUCCCGGAGUUCUGGGAGUAUACACCGACGUUUCAAAAUAUCUCGAUUGGAUACAGGACAAAUCCGGGCUGGACGCCGGAAUAGUCAGUUUAAUUUACAACAAACCGUCCACUUCUAAACCCACUGCGAUAAGCGUUUCAGAUAUAAACAAAGGUCCACAUCGUAGAAAACACCAUCAUGGAAGACCAUAUCGAAGACCCUUAAGGAUAGUAGUUUUAAAAAACAAACGAUUGGUUGCCAAAACUAAAUCGGUGUUACAUCGUCCAAUAAUUAGAAACGAUUGAAACCGCGAUAUUCUACAAACAAAAACGUCAGCUUCAGUUCUGCUAUUUUAACUUUUACCUACUUACCUACUUUUAAUAAAAAUAAAUAGUUCAUCUCCAUCUCUCCGUGCAUUGCUAUUUGUUAUUUUAUGUUGAGGAUGAAUCAGAUUUAAUGUUAAGUCUAUGAGGAUUUAAUAACACUUUUGAAAAUAGGUACGUGAUUUCUACCUAGGUCUUCACUAGGUACACAGCAGAUUUUUUUUUAGUUGAAGUACCUACUAACUGAUCAAGACGCUUUAAGGCCGUCAAUAUACACGGUGAUUCACAGCAUAUUUGUAAAAAAAAUUCAGAGGAAGUUCCCUUAAAACCGUGGUCAGUAAGAAAUUAAAUGCACCCUCGGACUGCCUCUACGUAUAACAAAUUGAGCAUUAUUUUCCAGAUAAUUUCAUACGAACGAAAAACUUGAUUUCCAAUGUCAUUGGAGCUGAAAAAGGUACAAAAUAAAAGUCAUUUUCUGUAGAAAAGGUUUUAUUGAGAUUUUGAUAUACCCUACAGCUAUUUGUGAGUUAAUUACGAAAUUUUGCACAAAAGCUAAAAUAUAAAUUAAAAAUAAACUCUUAUAUUACAAACGUAAAAAAAAUUAAACCGGCGAAGUCAUUAAAUUACGGUUUUCAAUAGAAAUAUCUAUUUACUUUCUCAACAAAAAAUUUCAUAUUAAGAUAAGGGAGCGAGUAACAUUUACCAAUAUUAUGGUGUCUUAAGAAAGUGUAUGUAUUACUAUUUAUCUAAUAAAUAUUUUUAUCAAAAACCAAAUAAAUUGAGGCAUAACCAUGCUUCUUUCACCAACACUUAAGUCAGGCCAUUUCAAAAGUUCCCUGAAGUGUCCCUCACAUAAAUUAUUCGUUAUAUAAAAGGUGUUGCAAUAUUAUGCCUAUGAAAAUUGAAGUCGAUUGUUAUAAAAAAAAUAAAAAAUUCAUACAAAUAUUUCAAUGUUUAAUUUUUGAGAUACAGGCAUAUGUUCUUUAUUAAAGCUAACCAACACAACACAUAAAUAGAGAACAUGCUUCACAGUUUAUUGAAUUUUAUCCAAACAGUGAAAUAUAUGAAAAAAGAAA
Messenger RNA from Anoplophora glabripennis (Asian longhorned beetle), 2172 nucleotides. Its product is annotated as proclotting enzyme-like. The record is from RefSeq and is a predicted model, not a curated record. Gene Ontology annotation, molecular function: serine-type endopeptidase activity. The transcript has 7 exons. Lineage: Eukaryota; Metazoa; Arthropoda; Insecta; Coleoptera; Cerambycidae. Gene Ontology annotation, biological process: proteolysis. The coding region runs from base 14 to 1078 and encodes 354 amino acids.